Molecule: messenger RNA, 1739 nt
Organism: Linum trigynum
Lineage: Eukaryota; Viridiplantae; Streptophyta; Magnoliopsida; Malpighiales; Linaceae
Source: the annotation of a GenBank genome assembly
CGAGCUGAAGCUAGCAAACCAAUAUCCAGCCAGGCCAAGUGCUGCUUCCGAUAGGUCUUUAAUUCUCCACUCAUCGGCCGAUUGCCCAAUUUCCACAAUGCAUUAAUUCUCCCAGAAAACCCUAAUCCCCCAAUUCUAUCUAUCCAUCCUCAAAGAUUCCCGCUUUUCUGACUCCGUGGGCGACGCCUCCACUCUCCCUCUGCCCAUCUACUUCUUUCGGCUCGAUUGGAUCUGGGUCCGUCUCGUUUUUACUGACACCCCGCUCAGUUCCUUUGAUCCGUCGGAGAAGGAAAGUUCGAGUCUUUUCGCCUUCGUCCUUGGGCCUCUCUUGAUCCCUGCAACUUAUUAGUUUUCCAAUUUAGGGUUGCAAUCUGAAUUUACUGGGGUUCAGAGGGUUUGGUUGGCGACUUGGGGCAGCUCUGUGUUUGACUUCACUUUUGCUGGGGUUCGUGGCUUUUGUUUGGUGUUCUCUUUGCACGCCAUUGAUUUGCUCUGCUAAAUUAUUCUGAUUGGAGAAGCAGGGCGAGAGGUUUUGGGUGGGAAUAAAAAGGCGGGGGGAUUGGGAGCAGCCAAUGCUAUAUAUUCUGGAUUGGCAUUCAAGUAAUUUUUCGGUGUGUUCUUUUGCUGUGCCGGAAAGUUUGAAGCUUUAGCUUUACCAAUGUCGUUGGCAGGGGAAGAUAUCUACCUCUCGACUUCUCUCGCCAGUUAUCUUGAUAGUAAGCUCGCUCUCCACACUAGAGUUUAAGUUUACUUCUGUUUCUUGAAAUGGGGACUCGUUUUUUCCUGCUUCAAUAUUGUCUUUUGGUGUCUUUGUUUCUGUUGCAUGAUCUGAUUGUUAUUCUAUUACCGUUGAAGUGACAUAUGAAUGCUUGUAAUUGGUCAAGAUAUUGAGUCAGUUGAUUAUGUUAAAAACCGUUUAUCUUAUCUUGAAGAAUCAAUGACCAUCGUUUGUCUAUUCCAUAGGGAAUUCAGGUUUUCUAAAUGUUCAUUGUUCUGUAUAGUCUCUAGUUGUUUCCAGUCUCAUAUUGGCUUGCUUAUGGUUUCAGAAAAGCUUCUCGUGCUCCUGCGAGAUGGCCGGAAACUUAUGGGAAUACUUCGCUCUUUCGAUCAAUUCGCAAAUGCUGUCCUUGAGGGUGCAUGCGAAAGAGUAAUUGUUGGGGAACUUUACUGUGACAUUCCAUUAGGUCUCUAUGUAAUUCGAGGCGAGAAUGUUGUUUUAAUUGGAGAAUUGGAUUUGGAAAGGGAGGAGCUUCCUCCGCAAAUGACUUGUGUUUCAGCCGCAGAAAUUAGGAGGGCGCAGAAAGCAGAAAGGGAAGCAUCGGAUUUGAAGGGCACAAUGCGAAAGAGAAUGGAGUUUCUUGAUCUGGAUUAGCAGCAGGAGCAGUUAGAAUGAAAGGUGGCUCGUAAAACAUAAGUCUGAGAACCAGCUAAUAUGGUCUGCACGUAUUUUAUAGCGGUCCAUGGGUGGUUUUGAAUGUAGGUGUGGUUGUGGUAUUUGUUAGAUCGGUCUUUUCUGCUUCUCUGCUCUGUCUCCUCCUCUUUUCUUCUCUUCUUUUUGUCUUAUCAUCAUCUUAAGGGAGUAUCGAUUGUAACAGUUGUUCAGAACCUUUGUAUCCACAAAUUUUAUCCAAGUGCUUUCUUCUUCUCCUUUCGGUUUCAUGCAGCUUCCUUCUCUUACCAUUUUGUUGGAGCAUAAAACAACUCUGGACCCCUUUUCCAAAUAAUCUGCAGGUGAAUGU